Messenger RNA from Drosophila virilis, 877 nucleotides. Its product is annotated as cuticle protein 6.4. The record is from RefSeq and is a predicted model, not a curated record. Lineage: Eukaryota; Metazoa; Arthropoda; Insecta; Diptera; Drosophilidae.
GGGAAUUUUUUCUGUUUUUCAGGUUUUUUUUGUGAUUUUGUAGACAAAUUUUCGUAGACAAUUGUUUUGUCGCUGCGCUUUGAUGGGCGACGUUGCAAGAAUCGCUGGCAUUAUAUAAACAUACAGCACAGCUCCAGCGUCAGUCAGUUGUACACUUCAAGUGGCAAGAAGCAAGAAGAAACCCAAAACUAAUCCGACAAAAUGUUCAACUUGCGCUCUGUCUAUCUGCUGCUGGCCUGCGCCUUGUUUUGCCUGCUGCUGAGCUGCUCGGAGGCAGCGCCACGUCCGCAGGAGGAACAGAGCGCGGCCGGCGACCUGGAGGCGGGCGUCGAGGCUGAGGAAAAGGAUCUGCAGGGCGCCGCUUCCUAUGGCUAUGGCUACUAUGCCUCACCUUAUCUGGGCAGCUACUAUGGCGGCGGCGGCUACUGGCCCCACUAUAGCGGCAGCUACUACGGCCUGGGUGAGUUUGGCUAUCCCUACUAUGGCGGCUACUAUGGACUGCAUCACCAUCAUCAUGGACACUAUGGACACUAUUUCUAAAUGGGAAUCAACCUCUCACCUCAUAGCUCAUGCUAAGCACUCAGCGAGGCUGCGUUAGUGACCAAAUUCCUUAGUAGUUUGCACUUUAGCUUCAAUUUAAUUGCACAAGGAUAAUUGCUUUAAUUAAGCAACAAAAUCAUAACAAAAAAAAUAGAACGAGAGAAAUGAAAAAAAAAAACAAUAUUAAUUAAUAGCUACAAUCGUUUCAACUUUACGACCUACAUCUUCUAAAGAAGUCGCAAUACCCAUACAUUCAGAAGUAUUAUAUACAUAUUAGAUGUCAUAAAAACAAAGUGAACCGUUGCCGAAAACGCCGAGAUAAAUAAAUAAAAUGUAA